This is a messenger RNA of [Torrubiella] hemipterigena, 501 nucleotides long. Lineage: Eukaryota; Fungi; Ascomycota; Sordariomycetes; Hypocreales; Clavicipitaceae. The record is from the annotation of a GenBank genome assembly.
AUGUCAAUGUUGCGUGAUACUGCAGGCGAGAAAGACUUUGAGCCGCCGACGGAAUUCAUCAAGCUUCUCACCCUGGCCGACGCCAUCGGGGACCCAGACAAGAUUUGCCUCAAGUUCCCUCCCGUGGUAGGAGUUAACUAUCGCCUGACGAGGUAUGCCAGGCUCGACCACCAACCAAGACAGAGCUGGUAUAAAGACGGAUGGCAGGUAAUCACCGGAUGGGAGUGCGGCGACGGCACCACAACAAGUGCAACCUUACUGCUGUACGCUUACAAGUAUUCCGGGGGUACGCCCAAGGAGCAAGUGCCGCAGUGGCGUGUCUACACCUGGUCCGAGGGCGAUGAGCUGUGGUUCCCUUCCAUCGCAGACUUUGUGUACUUUCGAUGCCGAUGGAAGGAGUGGAUGUCUGGCGGGUUGUCGGAUGAUUUGCCGGAUGCGCAUUGGCUCUAUGGAGGUGACGGGAAUGAUGAAGAUGAGGAUGAGGAUGAGGAUGGUGAAUAG